AUGAAGCUCGCGGACCAGGUUGUCCUCGUGACGGGCUCGUCUCGCGGACUGGGACUGGCAAUCGCGCGGGCAUUCCACCACGAAAACGCCAGGGUCGUGGUGAACUACUUCCACGCGGCCGAGGACCGGAUCUCUGUGCUGCGGACGACGGAAUUCGGUGCUUCUUCUCCCUCUUCCCCCCAGGAUGAUCGUGUCCUGUUCGUCCGCGCGGAUGUCACUGAAAUCGACGGAGCCCGAGAACUGUUCCGUCAGGCAGAGCGGCACUUUGGCCGGCCGAUCACGACCGUCGUCAACAACGCCAUGGUGGGCGACUUUGCGUUCAACGGCGACGCCAGAGCCCCAAUCUCGCAACUCACGUGGUCCGCCUUCGACUCGCAGCUACAGGGAUUCCUCCGCGGCGCCUUGAACACCACGCAAGCGGCGCUUCCGGGAUUCGAGAAGCUGGGGUUCGGCCGCAUCAUUAACAUUGGCUCAAAUCUGUUCCAGAACCCCGUCGUGCCGUACCACGACUACACCGCGGCCAAGGGCGCGUUGCUGGCCUUCACCAGAACGUGCGCGGCCGACCUGGGACCAAAGGGCGUCACCGUCAAUAUGGUAUCGGCGGGCCUCUUGCACGUCACGGAUGCCAGUGCAGCCACGCCCAAGGAGGUGUUUGAUCACAUCAAGGCCGUCACGCCCCUGAGGAAGGUUACCACGCCCGAGGAUGUUGCAGGGUCGGUCUUGUUCUUCGCGAGCCCGUGGGCUGGUGCAGUGACUGGCCAGCAAAUAGUGGUUGAUGGAGGGCUGGUCAUGAAUUGA
This is a messenger RNA of Fonsecaea multimorphosa CBS 102226, 798 nucleotides long. RefSeq lists its product as uncharacterized. The coding region runs from base 1 to 798 and encodes 265 amino acids. The record is from RefSeq and is a predicted model, not a curated record. NCBI's taxonomy places the organism in Eukaryota, Fungi, Ascomycota, Eurotiomycetes, Chaetothyriales, Herpotrichiellaceae. The transcript is spliced from 2 exons.